Molecule: messenger RNA, 4249 nt
Organism: Parnassius mnemosyne (clouded apollo)
Lineage: Eukaryota; Metazoa; Arthropoda; Insecta; Lepidoptera; Papilionidae
Source: the annotation of a GenBank genome assembly
AAUUCGUCAUCGUGUUGUGAAACGUCUGCUUGUGCUGCGCAGUUUGUCUGCUACAAGUUACGGCCUAAACCGUGAUUUUCUUUUCAAAGUAUAAACAAGGCUUAACUACGAUUUGCCAAUAUGACGAAGUUAAUACAACAGUUAAAUUUUAGUAGUAGUAAUUACUUCGACCUUGUAAGAUACGAGCCUAACUCUACUAAAGGAGAGAAUUACUAUGGUGACUGCGCGUCUUUGAACGCGGCCGGCAGCAAGCGCUCGGCUUUGUCGGCUUCCGACGCCGAGUGUUUUUCGCUCUGCCUGGGCGCCGGGCCUCUGUGGUGGUCCUGAUGUCCCUGCUCACGGCUCGGCACCGCCCGGAGGGGUGAGUAGCGGGGCUUCGAGCCCCGCUACCCCAUCCACCCCCACUCACGACGACAACAAUCAGUUUAAAUGGUCUGUAACGUCAGGUGACUUGUUGAGCGCUCUACUAUGGGCCAGCGCGAGCUCGUUAUCGAGCAGCGCGGAGAGCUUGGCUUCCGAGUCGAACUUACCGUCGCUGUCUCACCCGGCUCUGCACCCAGAAAGACGUGAAGCGGUUAUCAGCAAGAUACUGGAGCGCAAAGAUCGGCAACCAGUAAAGAUCGACUUCAAAAUUUUCCUUACGGAAAACACCGUUACUCGCUGGGAAGCUGUGUUGCAUGGCAGUACCAUCUAUCUGCGCAUGCCUGGAGUGCUGCAAUCUGGAAGCAAGGAGAGCUUCAUGCUCCUGUUGGACUUUGCUGAAGAGAGACUUGGUUGCAGCAAGUAAGUAUUCAACAAGCAAAUUAUUAACUAAAAAUGCUGACUGCAGUGAUAAAAUUGAAAAUAAAAUACAUGUUCAUCGGAAUGUGCUUCACACAAGCGCCAUAUUGUUUUUUUACCAAAGGCAAAUCUUAUGAAACCUCACACUUUAAAAAUCUGUCAAGCUGUUAAGGGCUGUAUUGUCACAUGCUGUACAGGUUAUAAAGACACAAACAAACUUCAACUAAACCUACCAUGCCCUACAAUAUCCGAUAAACAUUACCCCUCCUUCAGACAGUCUGCUAAAAACUCCGUUAAAAAUCAGUUGUGAGUAACACUAGGCGUUCUCAACAAUUUUUAAUUGGAUUGGACCUGUUUGUUUGUAUGUCAAAAGUCUAUGGCAAUGUUAAUUUUGAAUAAUUAUUCAUCGGUAACUAAUGCAGUGCUUCUUAAUUUUUUAGUGAUGAAAGACCAACUAACUGAUUUUUUGUCUUGCCAUGGACCACCAACACUUUAGACAAACGUCACCGAGUACCGGAACAAACUUGUGUCUGAAGUCGAGUCUUUGCUGGACAAAGUCUCGGAUUGGGGGCGACUAAAUCUAGUCCAGUUUAAUCCUCAGAAGACACAAGUUUGCGCGUUUACCGCUAAAAAGAACCCCUUUGUCGUAUCUCCUCAGUUUCAAGGUACUCCCCUUGUUGCCUCAGCCAGUAUCGGAAUCCUUGGCGUCGACAUAUCGAGUAGCGUGCAGUUUCGUGGUCACUUGGAAGAAAAGGCCAAAUUGGCCUCUAAAAAGCUUGGCGUGCUCAGCAGAGCGGGACAGUAUUUCAUGCCGGCUCAACGCCUGCAACUUUACAAGGCGCAGGUUCCGCCUCACAUGGAAUACUGUUCCCAUCUCUGGGCUGGGGCUCCCCAGUGCCAACUUCUUCCACUUGACCGCAUCCAGCGCAGAGCGGCUCGAAUCGUCGACGACCGAUUCCUUUCCGAUCGGCUCGACUCAUUGGCACUGCGAAGAGAUGUUGCAUCUCUUAGCAUUUUCUUUCGCAUUUACCAUGGGGAGUGGUCUGAGGAAUUGUUCGGAUUAAUCCCAGCCGCCAAAUUUCACGAACGCACAUCGCGGCAGAACUCCCGAUACCAUCCACACCAUCUGGAUGAUUGGCGGUCCACCACUGUGCGAUUUAGAAGAUGUUUUCUUCCUCGCACAAAUUCCUUGUGGAAUAGUUUACCACCAGCGAUUUUUCCGGACCGAUACGACUUAGGGACCUUCAAGAAAAGAGCCUACUCCUUUUUAAAAGGCCGGCAACGCAUCUGCAAUUUCCCUGAUGUUGCGGUUGUUCAUGGGCGGCGGUUGUCACUUACCAUCAGGUGAGCCGUAUGCUCGUUUGCCCCCUCUCCUAUAAAAAAAAAAGACUUAGUAUAAAUUAUGGUAAGGUUGAUUUUUAGGUUUGAUCUACAAAUAAAACAUAGAAAACUUAAUGUGCGGCAUUAUUGUAUUCAAAACCAGAUCGGUAGUAUCUGGACAUGGACACCGACCAUCAUCUAGAAAAAUGAUCUUUUUUAUAUAUGAGAGAAUUGUAUGAUAGAUACCUUAGAGGACCAUUUUGAGUGGGGCUACCAGUGGUCCACGAACCACCGAUUAAGAACCACUGCUCUAAUGGAUAUUGACAUUGUGUAUUGGGUCGCGCAUAUAACACUGAUAAAACGAAAUGCGAUACCGACAUACAUAUGUUAUUAUAUUGACGUUACCUUAUAAAAUGUAAUAUUUUUUCCAGCUGCAUUAUCUGCGUUUUGAAGUCCCGACCGGAUCGAGCCACACUCCUUCGCACUUUCAUGUUCAUGGGAUUCCAACUGCUCUCGCCCACUUCGCCACUAAUGCCGCCGGAAAUCAACAACCCCGAUUACGUCUUCUUGCACUAUAAUAUGCAAUAAAUAUCAACUUAUCUCUGGCACUUCCUUCAUUUAACCUUCAUUUAAUUUAAUAUUUAACAAAUCACAUAUUAUUAAUUGUUUACACAAUCAAGAUUAUAAAAGGAAAUUAAUUAUGUGCUUCACUAACAAACUAACUAAAUUUAAAAGUGUUAAAGUAGUAAUUAAAAUUAUGCCAGAGGCUCUAAUAUCGGCAUUUUGUUUGUGACAGAUACCUAAUAAAAAUUGAAAUUAGACCGUGUCAACUUUCUUUUUUUCAAUUCGAUUUCUUGAAUGUCGUUUUUCGUAUUCCCAUGAAAAGGUAAUUCAAAGUGGUCACAAAUAAUAUUGCCAUAUUAUCUCCAAUAUUGAAUUGAGCUUGCAUAGUGGUUUCAGAAAUGCGUCAACAAGUCUUUAGUAUUUAGAUAUUUAGUAUGUAUUGUUCUAUUGUGUAGUGUCAUCCAUUGCUUUUGAUUUCUUUAAGUAUUACAAAGAAAUAGUUUUCAUGAAAGUACUUUUGCAUCACCACCUUCGUAGUAGCCUUGAAUAAAUUUAGAAUUAUAUAAAACUAACGAGUUAAAAAUUGUUCAUGAUCUUAGAGAAAUCAAAAAGCGUUUUAGUUGAUAGAUUGUAUUUUUUUUUCUACAAUUUCAGCUUUGAACAUAAGCGCUUUCAAUUACGAUCUUAAUAUUCAAAACUGACGUAGUAGAAACUUUAUUUUAAUCUAUAAUUAUAUUUAACGAACUUUAUGUCGUCGUGUAUUAAUCAUAAUUCACCCACUCCGGGGUAGAGCGCUAUAAUACAUUUUAAUAAAAAAAAAACAAAAAAAAAUACAAAAUGAUAAAAUUAAAAUAAAAACAGUUUCUAAAAUAUUUCGAUCUCCACUUUAAUUCACAGUUUGUAAGUACACACUUUGCAUGAAGUAGCCAUCGAACAGUUUUUAGUACUCCUUUUGCAAAUUAUAAACAUCUAAAUUGGGAUUAUAACUGCAAUCGCGCAUUGGUUACAUAAUUCUUAAUUUAUACACCAUUAUUAUCCAGUAGUGUGUACCACAUUAUUUUCCUCUUCACAUAAUCCAUAUAUUUCAAUAUAUUUGUUUAAUGCCUGUACAUUAACGAAUUAGUUCUAUUUAGAAUUAUGUCGUUAUUGAAUAAGCUUGUUUAACUUUACUCUUAGAAUUUAAACUUAGUGUCUAAGCGGUUUGAUGUUUUAAAUUUCUUAUAUUUUAAUAUUUCUAUAUUAAACUGACUUUCACAUCUAUGCUGUCGUUAAGAAUUCCAACUUCGAUAUCACAAUAAAAUAUCAUCUGUGUUACAACGACGUCGGUGGCAUAAAUGUGGAUGGUCAUAUUUUUAGAAUAUUUUGUGUAAGUAAACAUUAGUCUGAGCAAUGUUGUUCACGAGCAGCGUUGCUCAAGUUAGCCAUUAGGAUUAAUUUUGCAGCAAUCCCUAAUUAUUUUGUUUCAGUAUUUGUUUGUGGGAGUAUUAUAAACAUUGUUUUUAUCAGACGAUUUUAUAGGGGUUGCUGCAUGUAGCGUAAUUAUAAGUUUAUUUUAAUGGAAAUCCGAUUAAAAAUUAUCUUAACC